UCAAAAUAGUCUUGAGUGUCAUGUGACUGAAGGGGGGAGGUCUUAGGGGAGACCACUCUGAAGACAUACCUUUGCAGGUAACACUUUCUACUGAGCUCCAGGAGGAGGCAUCACAUUGGGAUUUUACCUCAUCCGAGGUCAUUCCCGUGGACAUGUUCAGCCCGGGGCAACUGGUUUCUGCUUUUCUUCCUGCAGUUUUUCACUCACCUGCACCUCACUUUUUCCCCGCGUUUCCGCCCAGACUGGCCUCUCCGGCUCAAAUCUUGAUCCCGGGGCCUUUUAUCAGCUACAACUCCCUGAGGACGUAUCUGCAGCCAGAGCCGUGUAAGGAAGCUCUGCUCUUGGCCUCCCAGUCAGCCCGGAUAAGGCCUCUAACAGGAAGCUCAGAUGAACACAGGCCGGUGAAGCAGCGGCGCGCACGAGCCAACUACAGCAGCUGGCAGCUGGAGGAGCUGGAGAAGGCGUUCGAGACCACCCACUACCCGGACAUCUUCAUGAGAGAGGCCCUGGCCCUGCGGCUGGAUCUGAUCGAGGCCAGAGUGCAGGUUUGGUUUCAAAACCGUCGCGCCAAAAUGAGGCGGCAGCUGAAACUGCAGGGACAGCUGGACCGUCACCCCCUGAAGAGAGACCAGGAAGAAGCUCCUGAGAAUCUUCACACACCUCUAAGACAGACUGAAACGUGGGACAGCGAGAGCUGGGAGAGACAACAGGAAGGACUCGGCUACACGUGGACUGAGGCUCCAGCUGCAGUGCUGAGCGUGUGCAAGCAGCCGGUGACCCGGAGGCCUGGGAAGUGGGAGAGGCCGGCGGGGCCGGAGGGGCCGGGGAGGCUGAGCUCAGAGGAGCUCCGCUCCUGCAGCAUCGCCAAGCUGAGAGCCAAAGCCAGAGAGCACGAGGCCGAGCUCAACGGCACCGUAAACAUGUCAGUUGGUGACUUACAGUCACAAACGCAGGAAACUGACGCCAUGCUCAGUGACUGAUCAUUUUCCUUCUUCCUGUUUUCACCAAAAAUGAUAACAAAAACUUUCUUAAAGGAGGAUUAGAGAAAUCAUGUGUUAAACUUUUCUCACCUGAACGUUUUCCUUUCAUAAAAGGAAAGGUCAAAUCUCUAAAAUGUACUUUUCUCAUGUAUUACUGCUUCCACUCAAAACAAGAAGCUUCUUUUUGCUGCAAAACUCUUUGUGCUUCAGUUAAACUUGUAUUUUUUUUCCAUCCAGAUGUUAUCUUUUGAGCCUGACUGAUGUUUAGUGCAAGAAGUUCAUCAGAUAAAUGUGACAAAUGACAACUGUUGACCUUUUGGGGGGCACUGCUAAAAUGGGAUACAGUCUAAAUAAUUUCAGCGAUGACAUCCCAGACUCUUGGGUUACCAUGACUCACAGGCAGGAUGUCUGCGUGCAGCCACACGUCCUCACAGGAAACAAUGGAAAGGAAACACAAAGGAAAUUAGAAAUACGACUUUGUUAUACAUACAAUAUUUUUAUAUAUAAAAAUAGACGGGGUGGAGAGUCAUUUAUUAUAAACAGUGCAUAAAAUAAUUUGCUAAAAUUGUAAAUCAGUUCAAAUUUUUUUUUUGGUUUAUGAAAUAAGUAAAAAAAAAAAAAAUUCCCAACAAAAAGUCAAUGCACUGACACUGCCCCCUUCUGGUCAUACAGGAAGAAAAGUGGAUUUUCUGCAUUUUUACAAUGUUAUUGUAAAUAAUUUUAACACGAAUUUUAUAAAAAAAU
Oryzias melastigma (Indian medaka) is the source of this 1724-nucleotide messenger RNA. Its product is annotated as retinal homeobox protein Rx1. Gene Ontology annotation, molecular function: DNA-binding transcription factor activity, RNA polymerase II-specific; RNA polymerase II transcription regulatory region sequence-specific DNA binding. Bases 153 to 980 code for a protein of 275 amino acids. The record is from RefSeq and is a predicted model, not a curated record. Gene Ontology annotation, biological process: regulation of transcription by RNA polymerase II. Lineage: Eukaryota; Metazoa; Chordata; Actinopteri; Beloniformes; Adrianichthyidae. The transcript is spliced from 3 exons.